Formica exsecta is the source of this 3473-nucleotide messenger RNA. RefSeq lists its product as uncharacterized. Gene Ontology annotation, biological process: regulation of transcription by RNA polymerase II. NCBI's taxonomy places the organism in Eukaryota, Metazoa, Arthropoda, Insecta, Hymenoptera, Formicidae. Gene Ontology annotation, cellular component: nucleus. Bases 377 to 2578 code for a protein of 733 amino acids. The record is from RefSeq and is a predicted model, not a curated record. The transcript is spliced from 5 exons. Gene Ontology annotation, molecular function: protein binding.
UCGACGGUUGGCGCAUGCGCGCUCCAAAUUCCGCGCAAGCGCGAACUUGACCGUCUAUCGUUCUCAUUAUUCUGCGCUUUCUUGGCAGACGCGAUCAUCGGGGUGCAAGUCAAUUCGCGAAGCCAAUGUCGUAUAAGGCCGUCGGUUUUGCUGACCAACGAUCUCGCCGGCGUUUCAUGAGCCUUGACGGGAAACGUGCGAACACGCGACAUUAUUGCCGGCGAUUGACGACGAGCGACCGUAUGCGUCCGCACCAACGACGUUACAACAACGAACGCGUCCCACCUCUACGAUCUAUGCCUGACCGCGGGAAGGACGCUGCUGCUUCCCGAUUGCAGAUGCGCACGUCGACGACGAUCACGUCGCUACCGUAGCUAUGGUUGAGAUACCAAAGGAUUGUGUCCUGCAGUGGGCUGGCCACGCGGGAUAUAUUACAGAGAGAUUCAGUAGUCUGUUGGCACGUCAGGCCCUAGUCGAUGUCACAUUGAUCUGCGAUGAACAAAAACUACGUGUUCACAAGCUGGUUUUAGCUUCGAAUAGUAUAUACUUUGAGGAAAUACUGCAACAAGACUUGGGGCAAGAACCAAUUAUACUUUUGCAUGACUUGGACUUUGAAAUUUUGAAGGCCAUGGUCGAAUUCAUGUAUUGUGGAGAAACUACGAUAUCUCAUCAGCAUUUGUCAUCUUUGCAUACUGCAGCACAAAUUUUUAAGGUUAAAAAAUUGGUAUCUGUGAUUGAUACUAUCGUUGAUUCAAAUAAGAUUUUGGACGAUUUUGGAAAUUGUCUAAAGCAACAGAGAGAAGAUUGUAGUUUAAAAGUUGCAAAUGGUUUGCUUAUAGAAAAUGAUUAUGUCUGUGUUAAAUGUGAUAAACUAAUAAGUAUGGAUGAGAAUAUCUGUACUGGUAAUAAUAAUAACGACGUAAGCUCUGCCAAGAAUCAACCUUUCGAAAACGACAUGACUGAGGCCACUGAGCACGAUGUAGAGCAUACUUUAUACGAAGAAUCAGAUAUGAUCGAUGCCAGUAAAGAAGAUGUGGAUACUCCGUUCUCAACCUCUGAUGUAGAUAUAAGUAUGCAUAGCGAUACUAUUAAUACUGUAUCUAUGCACGUAAAUAAGGUAAACGAAGUACAAACAAGGUGCACGAGCAGCAGCAAUAGAGACGAAACGUACUGUAAUAGUCACGAUUUAAAACCUAUCUUAUAUGAGCAAUGCUGUGAUUUUUCCUGUGUAAACGAACGUGAUCAAACUUCUAUUUCUACACUAUCGCAAUCUUGCCUUCCACAAAUCGAAAGCGAUGUGGAACACUGUUCCAGGAGUAGCACAGAUGAUCCUAGCAUAGUAGGGAAGUGCGUCAAGGUUUAUACACCCAAACGACGCAAGUCCAUUGACGAGGUCCGCAAUAAGCUUGUAUAUACGCAAUGCAAUUUAGUGCCAACCCCACCACAUUCUACAGAUUCCAUAGAUUUACUAGACGAGCCGUCCGCUAACGAUUUACCAGUUACUCUAUUAACGUCUUUAGAUAUGGAGAGUGCCGAAUAUAUCUUGAGCUUAAGCACAGAGAGUAUACAAUCGAUAGUAGGUGGUACUAUAAGCGAUCAACAUACAGUGAUCGGAUGUAAAGGAAUAAAUGCGGAAGAAGAUGUCGAUAAACGACUGAAUACUCUAAUGAGUGACACGAAUUGCACGAAGCCAGUUCUAAGACGGAGCACACGACUUAAUCAACAAGAGAGUGAUGAAGCUAUUAACAAUGGCUUCUCUUCGGGAACCUUCGCUGGAACAGUGAAACUGUUUAAAAAAGGGAAUUCUCCCAAUAGAACAGAAUCAUGUGCGAAAACGAAACGCAAAGGGAAGGAAGAUCGUAAAGUGCCAGAUCACAACACGAUCGCAAGCUCAGUGCAAUCUCACAAGAAGAGCCCCAACAGCAGGAAAAGUAAUUCGAAAUUAAUGGUAAAAAAAAAUAACAAGUCUGUGUGUACCGUGGCCAGUAAUAAGGAGAAAGAAGAAUCGAGACCGAAGGAAGAAGGAAAAUCGAAGACUAAUAACAGAUUUAAAACCGAUACGGAGAGAUUGGCGACGUUGGAUCAGCACUCCAUUGUUUCGUCUAUAAAAUCCAAUACAUGCGAAUGCAUAAAUCGCGCCUUAUGGGGCGAUAUGUCCGACAUGUUAGAUUGUUGGGAAGGCGAAAUAGAUUUGCAUGCGUACCCAUCCAACACCGAGAUUCCCUUCGCCGUUGGUUUGCUGCCUCUACGAACCGCUCUGGAGAAAAUGCAGGCGAUGCCAGAUUAUCAGCCGCGCAAGACACGUUCGUCAGUUGCCCCGUUAAAGCAAGAUGCAGCUAAUAGUCAGAAGCGAAAAAUCUGCGCACCCUUGGAAGCUAUAGUACCGUCGAAAAAGCAAAAUGGCAAUAACAAUAACGAAAGUCCAAACACUGUAUAUCACAUAGAGAUACGAACAGCAUCGUCGCAGUGCGUAAAAAGUCGUAAACGUUUCCUUUCGGAUUCGAUCACAAGUCUGCCGGCGACUAACGUAACGAAUGUAUUACAAUCAGCUUAUUACGUAGAUAUUACUACGACCUAGAAACGGAAAAUCACAUUUAACCAGUAGCGAGAGAAAAAAAGAGAAUUAUCAAUUGGAUCAGUUCUUUCAAUGUCAAACCGAGAAUACGGGCCAACGCGUUCACCACGGAUUAGCGUCGAGGAGGAGGAUAAGCCCGAUGAGGUCGACGCUGCAGCGCAGCCACGGUGCAAUCAAUGAGCGCAUAUUGAUCUCAACCUUUCACGGAAUCUAACACCUGCAGAGAGGCGGAUCACCCUACGCGAGGAGAGACGCUGAUCAUCUUGUGGACGCUCUCUCCGAACGUGCGCGCGAUACAGCGCUUCGAAAUCCAAGUGAAAUAUUCUGUCCCCCAUCCUCCUCCCAUUUCUGGAUUUAAUAAAGUGAUAAAGUUUCGACAAAUGUGUGUGCAUGCAUUUGUACGAAUAGUCUGAAUUUUUAUUUUAAUAUUAAGAUACAAAUCUUUAUAUGUUUAUUUCGCGCGCGCUCGACGGGUUUUACAUCCAGAAACCAUGCGCAAUGUAAGAUAAGAUUGUGGUCGAUAUUGAUAAAAAUUUAAGAAUGCGAAUUUUAUUCAUUUAUCUCUUCAAAUGAUAGCAUUCGAGAUAUUUAGUCUUCUAUAUAAAGUCAACACUAUGUAAUAUAUAUUUAUACAAUUUGAUUAUACACGUUGUUGAUUUUCUAUGUAAACAUAAUUUAUGAAGUAAAAAAAAUUAAUGAUAUAAAAAACAAUUCGUUACGCAGUGCACGCAAUAUAUGUAUUAGAGGAACUAUUAGACUGAAUGAGAAAUAAUUAAUCUAUAAUGAAAGUAUAACUUUUUAUUCCAAUACAAUAUUUUUACAAAAUCAAAAGAUUCUUAUCUUUCUACUGCUUUCAUCGUUUAAUCCUUUUAUUUAUAUCGAUAGAAGCGGUUGUGUU